GAGUAACAUUAGAUGGUGAUACUACUAUUGAUUCGUCUAAAUGGAUUAAUCUUCCAUACACACCAGAUCCAAAUUGCUCCUAUUCUCCGUUUUUAGGUGGCAUAGAAAAUGACAAACUUUUCUUUACUACUAGUAAUCCCUUUGACGUAAAAAAUCAUUUUACUACCAGAAAUUUCUUUGAUGUAAAAAAUCAUUUUACUACUAAAAAGUUUGAUAGUAAAUAUUUCUCUUUUUUUGAAGGUGGUGAAUAUGAUGCGAAAUAUAUUGACAUAUUUGAUACCACAUUAAAUAAUAUUUCUUAUGCUAUAGAUAUAUUUGAUACUAUCGAUUUUGAAUGGUCAGUUAGUACAAUAAUUCCAAUACUAUAUUGGGAUUAUAUUGAUCAGUCCGUUUUUGGCCCUCCUCGAGUUUUUCUACCAAGUGGUAAAAUUAUACAUAUUGGUGGAAAGCCGGAAUCGCAUAGUUCUACAAAAUUAAUGGAGAAAUUGUUAACAUAUGAUACCAUUACUGACUCAUGGGAAAUAAUUAAUACGAUAGGUGAAAUACCUGCUGAACGUACUUUUCAUACAGCUGUUUUAACCAAAGAUGGUCGCGUUAUUAUAUAUGGUGGAACUAGCAAUAAAAUACCGGAUUAUCCUGCCUACCCGUAUUUGGCAAUUUUAAACACUUCUAAUUAUGAAUGGACUGCACCAAAAGCAAUAAAUUCUAUUGGACCUGUAGCUUAUCAUACAUCAAUCAUAAUUGAAAAUUAUAUGAUUGUAGCAUUUGGUGUAAAUGUAACAAAUGAUGAGUUUAUUCAGAGCAUCUAUAAAUUGGACAUAUCAAACCCAUCAAUCUAUAAAUGGUCAUUAUUAUCUAGUUAUAAUUCUUUUUGGGAAAAUCUUUACUAUCAAAUAAUUUUUGUUGUAAUUUUUGUUUUGGUUGUG
Molecule: messenger RNA, 926 nt
Organism: Dentiscutata erythropus
Lineage: Eukaryota; Fungi; Glomeromycota; Glomeromycetes; Diversisporales; Gigasporaceae
Source: the annotation of a GenBank genome assembly